Messenger RNA from Pteronotus mesoamericanus, 618 nucleotides. RefSeq names its product brain expressed associated with NEDD4 1 (gene BEAN1). NCBI's taxonomy places the organism in Eukaryota, Metazoa, Chordata, Mammalia, Chiroptera, Mormoopidae. The transcript has 4 exons. The record is from RefSeq and is a predicted model, not a curated record. The coding region runs from base 1 to 618 and encodes 205 amino acids.
AUGAAACGAUACAACCGGACCGGCCAUUUCCACCACACCUCCUCCGAGAACUCGGACCACAACAAUGUGCUUGUGUCUCCUGUGCUGGUGGCAAGUGCAGUCAUAGGUAUGGUCGUCGCCAUCUCCUGCGUCACCAUCAUCGUGGGCAGCCUCCGCAGGGACAGUCAGGGCGGGGCCCAGCAACCCCGCCGCCGCCGCCGGGAGUACGAGGAUAGCCAAGAGUCGGACGAGCCCACGUACUGGAGCCGUGGGAUGCGCUACGCCUGCAGCCUUGUGGGGGACUGGCCCCCACCCGCGGACCUGAGCCCUGGUGAGGAGGCGAAUGCCAUGGUGCUCCAAGAGCUGUACAGAGAUUCUCCACCAGGUUACGAAGAGUGCAUGGGGCCAGGGGCCACGCAGCUGUACAUCCCCACGGAUGCACCUCCACCCUACUCGCUGACCGACUCCGGCCCCGAUGGAUGCCAGCAGGCGCAGAGCGGCCUCCGCACCAUCUCCAUGGAUGCCCUGCCCACGUACGAGGCUGUGUGCGAGGUGCACCCUCCAUCCAGCCUGCUGCCACUGCCAGGCCCAGAGCCAGGGCCAAGGAGCCUCCCGGGCUCACCCGAAAGGGUCAUGUGA